GUGCUUGUUGUUUCCGCACGAGAAUGUCACGUUACCAUCGUCUGCUACGAAUACAACCUUUGUUUUAAUAUCCCGCUUACAACACUCGCCUAGGCUCCUUGUGGAAAAUUGUUUCAGCUAGACAGAGACGCGCACGCGAGUCCGACAGCCAGAAGCUAUGGUGGGGAAAGCGCCACAGACGCUUCUGCAGGACGAAGCGGAUGGAAAUGCAGGCAAACGGGAUGAAAAAUCCAGUCCUGGCGAUGGCGCGGGCGCGGGGCAGAUCAGCAGGGAAACCUCAAACGACAGCGACAAUCCUUCGUCCGGGACGGGUUCCACACCUGCCUCCUCGGCGACCACUACUAGCGAGGGCAAAAGACCCAUGCCCAGCACCUCGGGCCACGGCGACGAAGACAGCCAGCCUCUGAUUUACCACAAGCCCAAGCUCGUGUUGAUUCUGUCGUACGUCCUCCUCAUGGUGGCACUUGCGGACUUGUCGCUAAAUCGAAUUAUCACGAACUUUUCCAUGGACGUUCUGGCCUUGCACACCGUGAUCUGGACGAUUUUCAACGUGCUCCUAUGUCGAGUCGUGAUUUUCGCCACGGUGAACGAUCACGAGGAUUUGCGAGCGCAACAAAUCGACGGCCUGCCCAGGUGGAGCUACUGUCUCACCUCCGUGCGGGCGUUCGGAUUCGCCUGCUCCGCGAUUUUCUUUGCGGGGUGGUUGGUGGCCUUCCAGGUCUACGAACUGCAGAAUGAUGUUUCCAGGACCAUCGGGUGGUUGGGUGAUUCAUUUUUUCCUGACGAUGUUCAACGUCCUAUCUGGACGACUACCAGCGGAACGUCUGCGGCGGAUGACCGGAAGAACUACAUGAAGCAGGAGAAGAUCGACUUCUUCUGGAACGCGGUCUGGUAUCGCUACCCGCGGGACGCCUCGCGGGAAGUUGGGAAGUGCAAGUUUUUCGUUCCGAUCGAGGAGGAAGAAUGGACGCUUUUUUCCACGCCCUGCGUGACCGAACCGGACAGCAAGCAGAACUACUUCGACACCGUGGCGGACUUCGAGCAACAUGUUGGACAGGGGUUGCGGCUACAACAACCCGGCGGAACGAUGCAAGCAUCAGCGGACAUCAACUUCGGAGGAGGUGCACCGGCAAGACCGGUUGAAGAUGACCUCGCCCCGAUCGGGACCACGACGGAAACGAAGCUCGGCGCUGGCUGGGUUCCGAUGCAGUUUUUCCAGGAGAAUCUCGCCCUGCACCUGGACUACUGGCAGCGGAAGUUCUACGUGCUUUCAGGCGAGGACUACUCGAAUUACCGGACCAGAAGCAGUUUGGGUUUGGUCUCGUCCGCGACGAGUGCGGAAUCGGCGGAACAGAGGGAGACCCUCGAAGAGGAGAAAUACGAUAUGAUACGGUUGCUCAACUACCACGGUGUCAUCGCGUGGUCCUUCUUCACGGGGAUCAUGUUUUCCGACCUGUCCAACUACUCCCUCGUGCCCGGCCUGUGGAACGACUGGGGGCUGUGGUUCCACCACGGCUACUCGAUCUGGAGCUUCGUCCUCUGCUUGUGGUUGAACUUUCAGGGCUUCUUUUGGAUCGUCCUCGCGCCGCCGUGCGGGGAGCUGGGCACCGGGUUUUUCACCUUCGCCGCCCUCCGGAAAGGGUCCAAAACACGACAGCUCCUCUACCGGUACGGAAUGGUGUUCUCCAACACUUUGCUGAUGCUGAUGUGGAUGCUGUGCUGGUGGGCGGCGCACCUGCACCGCUUUGCGUUCGGCUUCUUCUUGACCUUUUGUUUCAUCUGCCUCUGCUUCGGCCGGGACUACGUCAUGCGGGCCAAUUUGCACAAGUGGAACUACGCGGAUGCCGGUGCGGAUCUGACUAGUAAAGCCGAGAAGAAGGCGGGAGCCUGUUUGGGAAAGAAGGAAAUUUGAGUUUCGUUUGAGAAAAGUAUGAUACGGAAUGAUCUGCGAAAUUUUUCACGGUUUUUUUUGUCUAUUUGUGCUGCCAUUUGUUGCUUGUGCCAUUUUCUGACUCACAUACUUUUUUGGAUUUCCAUUAAGAAUUUCCACCAGAAUUACACUUUUUCAACAUCAUAAUUUGCUGUGCAUGAGUUUCUAAAGAAAGUAGUACUUUAUAUAUUGCAUCUGUUGUUACAAUUGGUAUUUUUUAUGUAUUUUUACAAGUCGAAUUUUUUUGGAGUAGUCUGUACUCAACUCGGCCAAUGCUUGAUAGGAUUCAUGAUCAUAAUUACGGACAUGGCAGGCUUCCAAGAAGACUCCGCACACGACACUUUGUGAUUCAGCAUCGAUCCUUCCUCAUGUUUCACCGUUUUAUCCACAUAUCUUCGACAUUGGCAUUACUUACGCAUCCCAGAGCAUGCGCUGUGUUUCAAUGUCUAUACUGCAUCCGGCGACCGCGUACUUUGCCUGCCUGCUGCACUGGUAGCGACUGGCGAAUGCAAGACGAUUAAGUAGGCCCUGCAACGAACGUGCGCGCGAGCCGGUCCGUUGUGGAGUCGUUUUCUCUCAUGAACAUAUUUACUUAGUUCUGAUUUUGUAGUGACGAGAGGAAUCCAUUUGGUUUACUUCGAUGAUUUCAUUAGCGCCUAGGGCGUCACUCUAUGCAACGGCACAGCAUCAUGAUUGUGACCCGUUUAUGCAGGAAGUGAAUUUUGACUAUGACUUUUCGUCGUGGCGUG
Messenger RNA from Amoebophrya sp. A120, 2679 nucleotides. Lineage: Eukaryota; Dinophyceae; Syndiniales; Amoebophryaceae. The record is from the annotation of a GenBank genome assembly.